This is a messenger RNA of Zeugodacus cucurbitae (melon fly), 5542 nucleotides long. RefSeq lists its product as uncharacterized. The coding region runs from base 1736 to 2554 and encodes 272 amino acids. The record is from RefSeq and is a predicted model, not a curated record. The transcript has 2 exons. Lineage: Eukaryota; Metazoa; Arthropoda; Insecta; Diptera; Tephritidae.
AAUAAGUUAUUUUACAGAUGUAGUUUAUAUUUGUGAAUCUGGAAUAAAUUUUGAACUUUUGUAAGCUAGUGAACGUUAACGCAUAAGUAAUAUGACUAAUAUCGGACACUCACCCAAUAUCUAGGCGGAUAUGUAAAGUUUUGCGGUAUGGCGCAUUUUAUCGUUCCCAAUACACGACCGGCAUCCCGUUGUUCUUCAUUUGGCAGUUUAUCUCGAAAAUGGUCAACGCGUUGAUUUCACUGCAGACAAUGUACAACAGAGCGCAGCACGACCACCGGGGACAACACUAACUACCUUUUUCGAGUUGUGUGAAAACGAUGAAUUUGCAAGAACAUUGCUAUAUUCCGAAAUACCACAAUAUUUUACUUGGAAUCCAUCAUCGAAAACAUUUCAACGACGAAAGGAAGGCGAGCGUGUUGACGGUUAUCCAAAUGUCCGUAAAACCGAUGCCAUAGGACGCAUUUACACCAUCCAUCCGAACAACGCCGAAUGUUUCUAUUUGCGUCUGCCAUUAGUCAACGUGCGCGGACAAGAUCAUUUGAUGAUUUGAAAACUGUUGACGGUCAGUUGUGUGCGACGUGUCGUGAAGCAUGUCAGCGAUUGCAUUUGUUAGAAGAUGAUAUGCAUUGGGACACCACACUUCAUGACUCAUCACUCACAUCUCAUCCAAAACAAAUACGCGUACUAUUCGCCAUAAUAAUACACAUGCCUUCCGUCAAAUCCGCAAGAACUGUGGAAUAAGUACAAAGACUGCAUGACCGAGGACUUAUUAAUUUUGGCGCGUAAUCGAGCAUCGGACGCAGACUUGCUAUAUACAUUACAAAUGUAUAAUGAUGCUUUGAUAUUGGUUGAAGAUCUGUGCCUUACAAUUGCGAAUAAGGCAUUAGCGCAACUUAGCAUAACAGCGCCCAAUCGUUCAGCGAUUGAUAUGCUUGACCAUGACCUUCAACGUGAACAACAAUACGAUUGCAAUGAUUUGCUUGCUUUCAUACAAGCUAACAUUACCAAAUUGAAUAUUCAGCAGAGAAAUGCUUAUGAUAAGAUUAUACGAGCAGUUGACAAUAACGCCGGUGGAUUCUACUUUCUGGAUGCACCCGGUGGUACAGGGAAAACGUUUCUGAUCUCUUUGAUUCUUGCUACUAUACGGUCACAGCAGAAAAUUGCGCUGGCAAUUGCUUCGUCAGGCAUCGCUGCUUCUCUACUUGAUGGCGGCCGAACAGCAGCAUUUCAUACAUUGAAACAUGUAUUCUGAAAUUUUGUUUUUGCAGUUUGCUACUGUUUUGCUCUUCACGUCUAUAUCCCAUGUCUUUCUUACAUUAUUUAUGCAACCGAUAAGUGUAAUAUCAUAUUUUAUCUUCCUCUCCAUACUAUAUAGAGACUCUUUUAAAAUUCUGCCUCGAUAGUAAAAUUUUAAAUUUUGUAUUAUGCUCAAAUCGAAAAAUCCGAUUUAUUUAAGGAAAUUGUUAUGAAAUUUGAUUACUUAACGCUAUUGCCAAAUCAAAAGUUGGAGAUAUUGAGAUCUGCGAGUUAUGGAAGUUUAAAUGUACAUAAUUAUGUAUGUGUAAACAUAAAAGAAUAUCACAUUUCAUCUAUAUCUAUAUCUAUAUUCUAUAUCUAUAUCUAUAUACAUAUAUAAAAAUCGUCACGACUUAACAGCACGUGUAUUCAGGGAAAAGCAAAAAGCAAUGAUGGAUUUAAUUGUGACCUACAAUUGUUCGACGUUGUAACAAAAAACAUGAUCCACGGCCCUUGCGGCGCUAUUAAUCCAACGUCACCAUGCAUGAUUGACAAUAAGUGUUCAAAGCGCUAUCCUAGAGCUUUAGUUGAUGAUACAAUCACUGGAAAUGACGGAUAUCCAUUAUAUCGGCGUCGAUCCGCUGAAGAUGGCGGUAAUUCAACGGUCAUAAAAGUUCGGAAUCAAGACGUUGAUGUUGAUAAUCGUUGGGUCGUGCCGUAUUCACCAUUGUUGUCAAAAAUUUUCGAAUCGCACAUCAAUGUAGAAUAUUGCAACUCUGUCAAUUCGAUCAAAUACAUCUGCAAAUACGUAAAUAAGGGCAGUGAUAUAGCAGUUUUCGGAGUGGCUGAUUAUCAGAGAAUUGAUGAAAUUCAGCAAUACCAAAUGGGUCGUUAUAAAAGCAGCAACGAAGCGGUAUGGCGCAUUUUAUCGUUCCCAAUACACGACCGGCAUCCCGUUGUUCUUCAUUUGGCAGUUUAUCUCGAAAAUGGUCAACGCGUUGAUUUCACUGCAGACAAUGUACAACAGAGCGCAGCACGACCACCGGGGACAACACUAACUACCUUUUUCGAGUUGUGUGAAAACGAUGAAUUUGCAAGAACAUUGCUAUAUUCCGAAAUACCACAAUAUUUUACUUGGAAUCCAUCAUCGAAAACAUUUCAACGACGAAAGGAAGGCGAGCGUGUUGACGGUUAUCCAAAUGUCCGUAAAACCGAUGCCAUAGGACGCAUUUACACCAUCCAUCCGAACAACGCCGAAUGUUUCUAUUUGCGUCUGCCAUUAGUCAACGUGCGCGGACAAGAUCAUUUGAUGAUUUGAAAACUGUUGACGGCCAGUUGUGUGCGACGUGUCGUGAAGCAUGUCAGCGAUUGCAUUUGUUAGAAGAUGAUAUGCAUUGGGACACCACACUUCAUGACUCAUCACUCACAUCUCAUCCAAAACAAAUACGCGUACUAUUCGCCAUAAUAAUAUCUACAUGCCUUCCGUCAAAUCCGCAAGAACUGUGGAAUAAGUACAAAGACUGCAUGACCGAGGACUUAUUAAUUUUGGCGCGUAAUCGAGCAUCGGACGCAGACUUGCUAUAUACAUUACAAAUGUAUAAUGAUGCUUUGAUAUUGGUUGAAGAUCUGUGCCUUACAAUUGCGAAUAAGGCAUUAGCGCAACUUAGCAUAACAGCGCCCAAUCGUUCAGCGAUUGAUAUGCUUGACCAUGACCUUCAACGUGAACAACAAUACGAUUGCAAUGAUUUGCUUGCUUUCAUACAAGCUAACAUUACCAAAUUGAAUAUUCAGCAGAGAAAUGCUUAUGAUAAGAUUAUACGAGCAGUUGACAAUAACGCCGGUGGAUUCUACUUUCUGGAUGCACCCGGUGGUACAGGGAAAACGUUUCUGAUCUCUUUGAUUCUUGCUACUAUACGGUCACAGCAGAAAAUUGCGCUGGCAAUUGCUUCGUCAGGCAUCGCUGCUACUCUACUUGAUGGCGGCCGAACAGCACAUUCUGCGUUGAAAUUACCGUUGAACAUCCAAGUCGUUGAAACACCAACGUGCAACAAAUCGAGGAAUUCAGCAAUGUCAAAAGUUUUGCGAGGAGCUGGAAUAGUUCUAUGGGAUGAGUGCCCAAUGGCUAACAAAAAGUCAUUAGAAGCAUUCAAUAGAACAAUGCAAGAUUUACGCCAAAAGCAACAACUUUUUGGCGGAGCAUUAGUCUUAUUAUCCGGCGAUUUUCGGCUAACUUUGCCAGUCAUUCCUCGAUCAACUCCUGCCGACGAAAUAAACGCAUGUUUAAAAUCGUCAGUUUUGUGGAGACAUGUUCAAAGGCUGACUCUUACCAUCAACAUGCGAGUCCAAUUGCAAAACGAUCGAACCGCAGCGGCGUUUUCGAAGCAGUUGUUGGACAUUGGCGAAUGCAAAAUACCAAUCGAUGAUACCGGUUUGAUCACAUUGCCGAACAACUUUUGUACACUUUUACAAUCGAAAGAAGAAUUGAUUGAAAGUGUAUUUCCGAAUAUUGUUCAACACUAUCAACGCCACGAUUAUUUAAGUGAACGCGCAAUAUUGGCACCGAAAUCAAUUUUGCCAUUCAAGAAAAACUGCCAGGAGAAGCUACAACAUAUACAUCGAUUGAUAGCGUUUUGAAUCAAGAUGAAGUAGUCAAUUAUCCAACUGAAUUCUUCAAUUCUUUGGAUCCCCCGGUCUGCCACCGCAUCGUUUGGUCCUGAAAGUCGGUUCACCCAUUAUACUUCUACGCAAUCUGAAGCCACCGACUUUGUGUAAUGGCACAAUACUUUCAGUCAAAAAAUUGUGGCCAAAUUUGAUUGAAGCAACAAUAUUUAAUGCCUGCAAGGCAGCAGUGAAGUUGUACUCUUACCACGCAUUCACAUGAUUCCAACGGACAUGCCGUUUGAAUUUAAGCGCUUGCAGUUCCCAGUACGUCUUGCCUUUGCGAUGACCAUCAACAAAUCGCAAGGGCAAACGUUUCAAGUGUGCGGCGUCAAUUUAGAAGAACCGUGCUUCUCCCACGGCCAAUUGUUCGUCGCAUGCUCGAGAGUGUGGGAACACCAAUGUGCUUAUUCAUUUACGCGCCAGGUGGAAAAACCAAAAAUGUUGUAUACCAAUAUGUUUUAUAAAUAAGUAACAGUUUUACAACAAUAAAUAAAACACAAAGUAAAAACCCUUAAGAGUUUUAAUCGAGAUAAGUGUAGCGAAGCACACAGGGUAACAGCUAGUAAUAUCAAAGAUCGAUUUGUUGAUCUGCACGUGGAGAACAAACCGUGGAAAACUAGUUGCAGUUUUUUCUCACAAAAAUGUAGUCUUGUGCUCUUUUCUUUACAUUUUUUCAGUUUUUUUUUUUCAAAAAAACGAAUGCAGCUAACUGGCGCUCGAACAGGGGAUAAGUUACUCAAUAUGAGAAUAAUAUAACACAAAUCAACCCAAAGAAUUAUUUUUAAUUUUUUUGUUUAAUAUGCUUUAAACGGAUGUUUUUAUUUAAUUUUACGACUUCAGAAAUUCCACUCUCUAAAUUUUGUAAUGCAAAUACGCUUUUUCACUAUAUCGCAUGCGCCUUAUAUGAAACGCAGUUCCUUUUACAUACAGGUAUGUACAUUGAUUAAGCGCACUCAUAAUUUUCUACUUUUUUACUUAAUAUGUAAUAUUAUAACAAAAUUUAAUAUUUCGUCUUGUCCUCAUUCACCUCCAGACCGAUUCGCUUCGCUUCCUUAUCCAGGCGGGAAAAAGCAAAACUAACGGCGCGGCUGUUGCUUCCGAUGAUAUCAAUAUCAUCGGCGUACGCCAGGAGCUGUACACUCUUAUAGAAGAUUGUACCUUCUCUAUUCAGCUCUGCAGUUCAUAUUAUUUUUUCCAGCAUCAAGUUAAAGAAGUCGCACGAUAGUGAGUAACCUUGUCUGAAACCUCGUUUGGUAUCGAACGUUUGGUAUCGAGCUUUUGGUGUUACUCAACGUCAGCUGACACAGCUGUAUUAGUUUUGCGGGGAUAUCAAAUUCAGACAUCGCGACAUAAAGGCAGCUCCUUUUCGUGCUGUCGAAAGCAGCUUUAAAAUCGACAAAAAGAUGGUGUGUGCCGAUCCUCUUUUCACGGGUCUUCUCCAAGAUUUUGCGCAUGGUGAAUAUCUGGUCAGUUGUGGAUUUUCCAGGCCUAAAGCCACACUGAUAAAGUCCAAUCAGUUUGUUGACGGUGGGCUUUAAUCUUUCACACAGUACGCUCGAUAGAACCUUAUACGCGAUAGGCUUAUCCCACGGUAAUUGGCAAAAAACCUUCGUUAAGUAGAUUCAUUUUUUCAUAAAAUUUUCUA